CACACCACACAGCAUCUCCGCACAAAAGGUGAGACGACUGCUGCUUCUCUUCAGUACAAUCUGACUGAUUUGUUGUGUCAUAGAUGCUUCUUAAGGCUCUUUUUCAUUCUCUCUCUCAGCACAAACCAUCAUGGAAGCUGCAAUUGGUACCCUUGUCAGCCAGUUCAAGUCCUACGCUGGGAAAGAUGGCUCCUGCAGCACCCUGAGCAAAGAGGAGUUCCAACACCUUGUGACCACCCAGCUGCCCAACUAUGUCAAGAACGCCAGCGACCCUGUGGUCAUCGAGGAGCUCAUGGGCUCUCUGGACCAGAACAACGACGGGGAGCUGACUUUCUCCGAGUUCUGGCAGCUGAUUGGAAAACUGGCGAGCAAACAGGGAGGCUUCAGCGAGUAGAGCCUGCUGCCACCGCCGCCGUCUUCUGUCAACUGUGGCUUUCAGCAGAUUGUGCAAUCACCUCAAACGAAGCUCUCCAACUGUAAAAUCAAAGGCAUUCAAAUUCUUUUAUCACUCCUCCAGCGCCACAUGUGUAACUCUUUAGUUAACCAUUUGUUGAAUGCAGGGAACUUUGAAUUAAAGGUUUCAUUGUCUCAAACCUCAGCCAC
Molecule: messenger RNA, 603 nt
Organism: Centropristis striata (black sea bass)
Lineage: Eukaryota; Metazoa; Chordata; Actinopteri; Perciformes; Serranidae
Gene: s100a11
Product: S100 calcium binding protein A11
Exons: 2
Coding region: 131-394 (87 amino acids)
Cellular component (GO): perinuclear region of cytoplasm
Molecular function (GO): transition metal ion binding; calcium ion binding
Source: RefSeq, a predicted model, not a curated record